AUGUCAGUGAUAUGCGUUGAGUUACUUUUCUGGGGCGUGUUAUAUGCUGUGUGCCAAGAUGUCGGCGGCGUGCAUGGCAACCAGGACACCGGGGAUGCCAGGGACCGGCUCCUGCCUCAUCCUCGGCAUGUAGGGCCUCCAGGCCCGAGGACAGACACCACACAGCCCGGGGACCCGCUCCUGACACAGGUACGGCAUGCAGGGCCUCCAGGCCCGAGGACAGACCUGACACAUCCCGGGGACCGUCUCCUGCCUCAUCCUCGGCAUGUAGGGCCUCCAGGCCCGAGGACAGACCUGACACAGCCCCGGGACCGACUCCUACCUCAGGUGCGGCUUGUAGUGCCUCCUGGCCCGCAGACGGAGCCCCGGGCGGACCCCAGCUUCAUGGCGGAGCUGUUCCACCAUCUCGCCGGAGACUCCGGCGCCAGGAGAACCGGUCCGACUCCGUACGGGGCCACAACAAUCAGGUUCUACCGCAGCCAAGAAUCAGCCGUCCCGUUCCACCUGCGGCACGAGAGCGGCAGCCUGGCGAUGUCCUUCAACGUCUCAAGCCUUCAAGACAGUGCUGUGGUGACGUCAGCCCAGCUGCGCGUCUUCAGACGGGCCAAGACGUCCUGGGAGGAGACGACGUCUUCCUUAUGUCGCCUGUACGUCUUCCGUACUUCUCAAGACGGUACAAAGGUGAGACAACCUGUCAGUAGGAGGCGGUUCCACUCCGCUUCCUCUGGUUGGGAGGUGUUUAACAUAACCCAGUGUUUCGGUCGGCACCAGGGGGCGGACAGAGUUCUACAGCUGGUCGUCAAGGUGAAGUGCAAGUCUGGCGGGAACAGCACCGAGCUGGUGGGACCGAGAAACGACACGCACCACCCGUCCCUGGUGAUGUACAUCCGUGACAGCGGGGAGAGCAACACCAGCGAGCCGCCCGCGUUCCUGCCGGUUACAACGGAGCUGCCAGUGCGGCGGGGUCUUCCUGUCAAUGGGCCGGUCAUAGCGUCCCGACACGACAUUCUCACACCACACGACGGUCCCUCACGACACGACAGUCCCACGCCACACGACAGUUCCCACAGAGCGUCACGACACGGCCAUCCGACACGACACGGGAAUUCCACAACAGCACCACGACAGAGCAGUCUACGAGGACACGACAAUCCUUACCCAGCGACACAACACGACAUUCCCAACGCAGCGACACGACAUGGCACUCCAUCAUCAUACGGCAGUCCCUCUCCAGCUUCACGACACCGACCUUCAGCCGUGCGACAGCGCCGACAUGCGAUUCUCGGCAAAACUGCCUGCCACCCCAAACGUUCCGUCCGCCCCGGCCACGCAGGUAACGCCCACCCCAGGCGCUCCUGCAAGUCCUGCAAGCGGCACAGCCUUUACGUGGACUUUACGGAGCUGGGCUGGGGCUGGAUCAUCGCGCCGGCGGGGUACACGGCCUACUACUGCAAGGGUCACUGCCCGCCCAUCAUGGGGCAGCACCUCCGCCCCACCAACCACGCGGUGGUGCAGAACAUCAUGGGCACCCUCCACCCCAGGGUCCCGCCCGCCAGGUGCGUCCCCGGCAUGCUCCGGCCAAUCAGCGUGCUCCAUUACGAGGAGAACGGGAGCAUCAUCUACAAGGAGUACCCGGAUAUGGUGGCCAUGUCCUGUGCCUGUCGGUAGAUGUACCGGAUAUGGUGGCCAUAUCCUGUGCCUGUCGGUAGAUGUACCGGAUAUGGUUGCCAUGUCCUGUGCCUGUCGGUAAGUGUACCGGAUAUGGUUGCCAUGUCCUGUGCCUGUCGGUAGAUGUACCGGAUAUGGUUGCCAUGUCCUGUGCCUGUCGGUAGAUGUACCGGAUAUGGUGGCCAUGUCUUGCGUCUGCCGGUAAACGAACACUCACAGUAGAGAAGUGCCCUUAUGUCCCAGAUUAUGGCAAAAUGGCACUGUUGAAGUCAAGAUUCUUCACUAAAAUUUCAUGUAAUGAGAUACUCAAUACAAAAGUUGCCCAAAAAUACUAGAUAAUUUUCUGUGACUGCCGACAGUCCACAGGUUCUGUCUGAAAUGUCUAAACGUUUACACAAUUAAUCCGGCGGUUUUUGUAUUGAUUAUUUCAUUUCUGUUUAAUGUAAAAUCGCUUUGUCACUGAUAUAAACGUAAUAAGUUAAAAAGUGAAGAACUAUGAUAUAAUAAUUGCCAAGAAAUAUAUAUAUAUAUUCGUUUCAUUUAUCCCUAAAUGGAGUAUAAAAUGACACCUUUGAAAAAGAAACGUAAAAAAUAUACUUUUUACUUGUAGUUUUAUACAUACUUAGUUUACCCUGGGUUGCCUAUGACUGCACAAGGUAAGAAACGUGACACUUUGCCGACGGAAAAAAUAAUCGUAAUCCUACAAAAAGCGUUCCCACUGUAUAGCGGUUUGAAAACGCUAGGUGGCGCUUCUUACAUCGCUUCAGGCGUCUGACGUCACCCCAACCGCUCGGCAAAGCUGGUCACGUGGUCUGCUGUGUAUGACUGGCGACCAGUGGCUGAAUCUUGUUUAUUUUCGUAACUUUAUAUCAAAGAUUUAUUUAUGAAACUUUUGUUUCAACUUCGUGCUUAAGCUGAACAAUAGUGUAAUUUGAAAGAAUUAUGAAGUUGUAAAAAGGCCGACAUGUCCAUUUAGAUUAUCUUCCAAAAUUGUAAACAAUAAUCUAAAGAUAAUUUGUAAUUCCACCUGAGUGGUUUUUGUAGGGACAUUAUUCAAUAUUUAUAUUUAUGCUUGACUGUAUACCAUAUACCGGAGCACUAUUGAAAAGGUUUAGUUAUUAGUAAUGCCGUUAAAUAUCACAGAUGUGCAAUAUCUCUAUUUUAACUUUCAGAACAUAAUAUAUAACUUACCUCACUAGUCUAAUAUUAAGUAAUGUCAAUGAAGACAUAUUUUAUAAAGAUAUAUCUAUUUAUAAGGAAAUAUGGUAAUGUCUAUCUAUGUUGAUAAUGCUACAACUUUUGGCUCGCCCCUAAGGCGUCGCCAAAAAUAAGGGAACUUGUACAGGACGGAAACCGACCCGGAAAGGAUUAUGGACUCACGAGUGACGUCAUCAAAUGUACUAUAGUGUUACGAAUUAAAGUGGAAUUUUUGGCAGUGA
Molecule: messenger RNA, 3107 nt
Organism: Branchiostoma floridae (Florida lancelet)
Lineage: Eukaryota; Metazoa; Chordata; Leptocardii; Amphioxiformes; Branchiostomatidae
Product: bone morphogenetic protein 2-like
Exons: 2
Coding region: 1-1668 (555 amino acids)
Biological process (GO): BMP signaling pathway; SMAD protein signal transduction
Cellular component (GO): extracellular region
Molecular function (GO): cytokine activity; growth factor activity
Source: RefSeq, a predicted model, not a curated record